GAGAGACAAGCAGAUACCGCCAUGUGGCUUGCCAUGUGGCAGAAAAACCAAGGAUCCCUGGCAGCUGGUCUUCCAGGAAGAAAGCAUCGCCUUGAUUUGGAUGUUUUCUCAGACUCUAACCAUAAGCGAGUAAACCACAUUGUUCAAGCCAAACCAUUUCAUGGUAUAUUGCUUUCAGCAGCCUACAAAACUAAAAUGGUAGUGAUGGUAGAUCAACAUUGUGAAUGUUAUUAACAACAGUGAAUUAUAUAUUUGAAUGUGAUUAAAAGGGGAAAUUUUAGAUUGUAUAUAUGCAACUAGAAUAAAAAAAUUUUUUUUAAUUCCAUGGGAGAAGCUUAAGGGGUGUCGUCAAUAGUGGAAGGUUCUUCAUCCAAUCAUGUCAACUGAUACAGGUGUUUCUCUUUUUUCAUAUGAUGAAGAUCAGGGAUCUAAACUUAUCCAGAAAGCUAGAGAGGCAGCAUUUGUCCCCACGGGGAAUGCAGGUUUUGUAGCAAUUGUUACAUAUGGAUUAUACAAACUGAAGAGCAGGGGAAAUACUAAAAUGUCCAUUCACGUGAUUCAUAUGCAUGUUGUAGCACAAGGCUUUGUUGUGGGAGCAGUGACUCUUGGUAUGGGCUAUUCCAUGUAUUGAGAAUACUGGACAAAACCUUAACUUUAGAAAAAGAGGCCCUGUCUUGGUCUUGAUGGUAUUUGGUUUAGUUAAACACCUCAAAUUGAGGUUACACAUAUAUGUUGAAAAUGAAUCAUUUGAGUAGGUUCAGACAACGUGGUAUUUUGAAUAUUGGCUUGCUUUCUUUCAGGUAUGAUUUGCCUGGUGACCAAAUCAUUGGUGACAAGUUCACUAGGUCAUUCAGGGAAGUCAAGUUAGCACAAAAUAAACAUUAUCCAAAUUCUCUUGAUAAUGGUAAAAUGUCCACAUUCUUAAACUCCUAUGGUGAAAUUAAUUCUAAAAAGGACAGCAGGCCAACCCUGAAGACUUCGAGUUGCUAUGGAAUAUCACAUUAUCUGGUGGUUAUGUGAGAGUGCUAUUUACCCCAAUUAAUUUUUUUCUGCCCACCUUCUGAACUUGUCUAGUAUUUUGGUUUCUAGAGCUGGUUUACUCUUAAAGAAGUCUUUCAGAAAAGUGCAGGGAAUAGUAACAUUGUAAUGCCUUCUACAACUGAAAAUAUGUAUGUGUGUUUAAACUAAACCUAAAAAUCUGGUAACAGAGCUGCUUAAAAGUAGUAUUUAUUUUAGAAUCAUACUUAUAAAUAAACAUAAGGGUAACUUAAUUAUGGAUUCCAGUUUAGUUAUUUUUUAAUUGCAGAAUUAUAUUUUUACGCUAUCAUUAGAAUAAUUUUUAAAUGUCAUCUUGAAAUAGAAGUAUGUAUUUUAAAGUGCUAAUCCAAAAGCAAAUGAGGUCUUUAAAUGUGUAUAGUAUAUUUAUUUUCUCUGUAAGACUCACAAAUGUUAAAAUACAUUACCCGUGUUUUAUAUUUACGAGCAAGUUGGUUUGGCCAGGCAUUAAACACAAACUUUACGUACUACAGAAUGCUUUGUUGCACUUGUGAAAUUCUCGUCUGACUUUACGUUCCAUGGUGAUAACAUGGUAAACGUAUUGAUAUUAAAGUGAGUAAACCCCCCCAAAAGAAACACAAAAAUCCAUGGACCUGCACAACAUAGUGAACCCUGAGUUAAAUGAUGGAUUAGAUUUAAUAGUACAAUUAUAAAAAUGUGCUUUCAUCAAUUGUAACAAAUGUACCACAGCAAUGCAAGGUGUUACAAAUAGGGUGUGUUCAAAAAAAAAAAAGAAUCCAUUCUCCAGCAUAGGAGAAAAUACAGGCUCUGUGUGAGGCUUCCUACCUCAAAGUCUACCCAUUUCAUUUUUUUUAUCAAACGAUUACGUGAAAUGGUUUUUUAAAAAAGUACUAAAAAGAGUUAUAACAAAAAGAAAAUAACAGCAGUCUCUUGUUCCUCACUCCCUCCCCGCUGAUCCAUCCUAGUUCCUGCCAUAUAAAGUAACCACUUUCAAGAUUCUUUUAGCUAUUUCUUCUGGCAUUCAUCCUCUUAUUUCUAGAUAAUAUGCAAUGUAUGCUGCUUGCUCUUGAGUCAUCCAUUUUAGAGCUUGUCUCU
Choloepus didactylus (southern two-toed sloth) is the source of this 2112-nucleotide messenger RNA. RefSeq names its product HIG1 domain family member 1A, mitochondrial-like. The record is from RefSeq and is a predicted model, not a curated record. Gene Ontology annotation, biological process: negative regulation of apoptotic process; mitochondrial respirasome assembly. Gene Ontology annotation, cellular component: mitochondrion. Bases 377 to 631 code for a protein of 84 amino acids. The transcript has a single exon. Lineage: Eukaryota; Metazoa; Chordata; Mammalia; Pilosa; Megalonychidae.